AUAAUGGGUUCGUCCGAGGUUUCACUUCCGCGGUGUGUAUUUUUCGGUAGCGGUGUUAUUAAGCAAAAUGCCGGAAGGAUUGGACGAGUUCGCUACCAAAUACAAAGUCCACAGUGAGUCCCUGGCAUAUCUGGAGAUUCAGCAAGCUGGCGGAACCGACAUCACAGACGAUUCUAUCCCACUGGACGACAGGAGAAGGAAAGCAGCUGAGUCGUCAUCCAAGUUGAUCAACGAUGCCGACGAGUUCGCCGGCACUGUGAAGGAGUUCAGGGUUCCUUCAGCCGCCUUGCCAGAUGGGAUCCCCAUUGAUGUGAUCAAACCACGAAACUGCAACACCAAUCCCAUCAUCCUGGUGUACUUCAAUGGAGGGGGCAUGGUGUUCGGGUCAAAGGAGUCGGACAGGCCAAUCUGCCAGGUACUGGCUAGAGACAUUCCGUGUGUGGUUGUGAACGUGGAAUAUCGACUGGCCCCAGAAAACAAGUUCCCAGCAGCCUUUGAGGAUGGGAAGAAUGUUCUGCGAUGGGUGAUGAUGAACAAGGCUCUCAUAGGUGGCACCAAUGACAGCAAGAUCGGUGUGGUUGGCUGCAGUGCUGGCGGGACAAUAGCUGCUACCCUGUGCCAUGAAGUGACGAAGGGGAUUGCGUUCCAGGUGCUGGUGUACCCGUGGCUCGACCUGAGAUGUGAGCAGCCAUCUUGUACAGAAUUUGAAAAUGGCCCAAUUUUGACAGUUGACAUCCUUAGAUGGUCUGUAGACAAAUUUGUGAAAACUCCAGAAGAGGUAGAAAACCCACGAGCAUCACCACUGCUUCGUGAGAGCUUCACAUGUCUCCCACCCACUCUCCUACUUCUAGCAGAGUUCGAUCCACUCCGUGACCAGGCAUAUGAUUACAAGCGCAAAAUCAAGGAAGCUGGAAUUGAUGCAGAGAGUCUGAUGAUUAAAGGAUCUCUCCAUGGGUUCUUCUCUAAGCCUGGACACUUCAAAGAUCUGGGACUAAAAGCCAGGGAAAAGAUGUUUGCAUUUAUUAAAAAAAGAGUAGCAUCGUCAUGAUUGCUUUGAAGAUUACCAUAGAAAUGAUGUUUGCUCACAGCCCAACCAGGAUUUAGCAAACACUGCAUUCAAAAUUGAAGUUUUUGCACAGUAGUAGCAGCAAAGUAGAACACCAGCAUAAACAAUCCAUCCAUUUUAUGUAGGUGAAAGAAGUGGUGCAGAAGACUGUAUCUAAGCUGGGAUUUUUUUAGAGGAUAUCUUCUUUACAACUUACAAUUAAUGUAGAGUGCUGAUUUGGAUGUCCAUAUGAGGACUAUUUCAAUAUUUUUUUGCAUUCCUACAAUAUAAAAUAUUAAUUAGUUUUCUUUAGUCUGACUGGAACUUACGUAAGUAAAAUAUAUGGAAUAAAAAAAUUAAAAAUAUCUAGUAUCUAAUCUUAUUUAAUAAUAAGUAAGAAGUAUAUUAUCACAAUUUUGUUCCUCAGAAUUUAUUCAAUGGGGGUGUGGAUUUGGAUAUAAUCUGACUGGAUGCUGGUUUUGUGUUUUUAAAUGGCAACAUGAAUUGUUUUGGAAGACAGAAAGAUUUUGAUAGUCCUUUUUGUAGACGUAAAUAUCUUAUAUUUAAUGAGUCACAUUUUGGAAGAAUAUUAUACGGUUAUUAACACAAGGCCAGUUCUUGAUAGAGAGAAUGCUUUACACUGAGUCUAUCGAAGGCUUACACGAUGCUACUAUGAUGACAAUGCGUACAUGUAUUUGUUUUGUAUGGAGGACUGAUGGAAUACACAUAGGUAUAUUGGAACAAAGCUGACGAAAAAGAGUUGUGUCUACAUUUAUAAAUGUUCCCUUCCACUUCUUUUUAUAGCCUUUGUUCAUUUCUUUCGCAUUUUUUAACAGUUAACUUUUAAACAUCCAAUUUGUAGGCAAACUUGAUUCUGUAUAUGAAGAUUUUUAGAUGAAGCUAAGGCUAAAAAAAAUAAUAGUCUUGGUUCUCAGGCACCGCCCGCAUCAUCAUAAAGUCUGGCGUACGUUUCGUUUUCACUUCCAUUUAAAAAAAAUAAAAUCCUAAAUAAAAGCAUGUAGUUUCUUCCCUUUACCUGUACACUGCUUUACUGCGCAUCUCGUAUUAUGGUCAUGGCAGCAAUAAGAGUUUAUGUGCUUGUUAAUGUAAGGAAGCCCAUUCCCAGGUUGAUGGUACACAACUGUUUAUUUGGUUACAUACUAGUUUGAACAAACAAGAAACAAAAAAACACCGCCCACACUAUAUUUUCAAAAGUCAUUGCCUGAGAACCAGUUCUUUUAUUUUGACCCUAAGUAGACCAAAUAAGGAAACAGUUAAAGGAAAUUAAGUACUUUGAAAAGCCUGUAGGAGAAAGCAAAUGUAGAUUGAAAGUUUGAGGUUUACUUUAAGAAUAUACUUCUGUAUUUAGGCAUAUUAUGAUGUCAAUCUCAUUAAACCAGACCUUAGUUCUCGCUACCACUAAACAAAGAUCUGAAGACAUCCCAUUAGGGGUCACGUCAGAACGACCUUUCAUCCGACCAAUCAGUGCAUC
Messenger RNA from Haliotis rufescens (red abalone), 2537 nucleotides. RefSeq names its product carboxylic ester hydrolase LipN-like. Gene Ontology annotation, molecular function: hydrolase activity. Bases 68 to 1048 code for a protein of 326 amino acids. The record is from RefSeq and is a predicted model, not a curated record. NCBI's taxonomy places the organism in Eukaryota, Metazoa, Mollusca, Gastropoda, Lepetellida, Haliotidae. The transcript is spliced from 8 exons.